This is a messenger RNA of Daldinia decipiens, 1549 nucleotides long. Its product is annotated as alpha/beta-hydrolase. Gene Ontology annotation, molecular function: hydrolase activity. The coding region runs from base 295 to 1464 and encodes 389 amino acids. The transcript has 2 exons. The record is from RefSeq and is a predicted model, not a curated record. NCBI's taxonomy places the organism in Eukaryota, Fungi, Ascomycota, Sordariomycetes, Xylariales, Hypoxylaceae.
ACUGCCAGGCGGGAGACUUGAUUACGCGUUAUUGAUCUUGGACGUUUUUACCAUUACAAAUAUCGUCCGGGCCAUGUAGCCGCGGCUACGAAUACUCGGCUCAACCGUAUCCCGAUGAAGGUUAACGUAUAAUACUCCGCCUUCUCCUCGCGCUCGAAUUCUACAAACCCAGCCCGUUAACCAAUCGUUUGUUCAUAUUCACGGUAUAGUCUUAUUUAAAUUCUAGACGAGAGCUGUGAUUUUAUACUUUAUCUAGUAUACAGCAUACAUAGAAUAUUUAUAUAUCAUAUCAUCAUGGAUUUCAGUCAGUGGGGUAAUCCCAGCAAAGAAUGGCUCGCCUUCGCAGCGGCAAACCCGGCGCUUCUGGCACGGAGCGACGACCAUCUGCCGCCGUUGGUUUUGCAGCAGAAGACGAAUCAUGCGCGUACCACAAUCGCCAAGACCCUCGUCGCUACCACAGGUCUCGGUAAUCUUGUGACCACAGAGGAUUACGUCGUAUCGACUCGGGAUGGAAAAUCUAUCACCGUGCGGAGUUAUCGGCCAAUCUUGUUAGGAUCAAAGCCGCUUCCCGGCUAUGUGUUUUUCCACGGCGGCGGUUACUUCUUCGGCGCGUUGGACACGGAGCUCUUCAACUGCUCAUGGCUGGCGCACGCAUUGUCCAUGACCGUCGUCCAUGUCUGCUAUCGUCACACGCCGCAUGUGAGCGGGUUGACACCGUGGCACGACGCCCUCGACGGCUUUGAGUGGGUGGCUACGCAUACGGAGAAGCUCGGCGUCGACCCGUCCCGUAUCGUCGUAGGCGGCAUCUCCGCAGGCGGAUCGCUCACGGCGUGCGUAGUGCAGAACGAGGUGCGGCGGGCACGCGAAACCGGCGCGCCUUGCCGUGUCCACGGCCAGGUCUUAGGCAUUCCAAACUUGGUCAACAUCAACGCGUUUCCUUACCACCUCUUCGCUGACAAGGAGAAGACAUCUCCUGAGCAGUGCGCGGAUGCUGCCGUCAUCCCGAGGCAGCGUAUGAAAUUAUUCAUGGAUAUGCUGGGCAGCGAGGUCGAUCCAUCUGACCCGACCUGGAGUCCGGCGCUGAUCGACGAAGAGGACUUGCGAGGCACGCCGCACACGGCUGUUUUAGUUGCCGGCUGGGACCCAAUCCGAGACGAAGGGUUGUGGUACGCGCAAAAGUUGAAGAAUGCCGGUGUCCGGACAAAAGUCCAUAUCUUCCCGGGUCUCCCUCACGCUUUCUACGCCUUUGUGGGGUUGCCCUCGCACAAGCACUGGAACGAAAUCAUGCUCGAUUCCUUGCGCUGGGCGGCGGCUGAGGAAGACGGAUGGAUCGUCGAGGAGCCUCCUGUGAUGUCGCCGCUCAUGGAAAAGGCCUUGUCGAUCGGGGCCCCGGUAGACCCGACAACUCCCGGUGCUACUCCUGCAGAUAUGGCAAAGUCGGGAAACCUUCUUCGAGGAGAAUAAUCGAGGAGAAUAAUGUUUCCUCGAGGAAAAUGAUACUUCCUCGAGGUUCCUCGGGGAUGAUACGUACCUAAUUAGUAGGCUAGGU